UCAGUGAAUGUGACCUUUAAGAAUCUUCCACAGAGUGUAACCAAGGGUCUCUUUUUUACUAGAGGACGUACAGUUUGCCCCGUAAUGAUGCGGUGUCGGGGUCUCUACUUGCUCUACACGCUCUCCUGGAUACUAGUGAUGAACACACUGUGUGUGACAUCUAAAUGUGGUGCAGGUACAAGAAACAACAAUAAUCGUUGUGUGCCCUGUGAAAAGGGUAAAUUCAGAAACGAAGGCCACUCGUUGGAUGAUCACUGUAGAGUUUGUUCUAUAUGUGGAUAUGGUACAAAAGAAAAGUCUCCUUGUACAGUGGUCAGUGAUACUGAAUGUGAAUGCCUUGAAGGAUUCACUCGUCGUCCUAAAAAUAAAAAUACAUGCGAUUGUGGCAAAGGAUCAGGAGUUGAUUCUACAGGGAAAAGAUGUUUGACAUGUGAGGAUGGGUUCUUAAGCGUUAAAACUGAUGGCAUAAUGAAGUGUCAAAAAUGGAAAGAUUGUGGGUCACUAGGUGUUAAGUUCAAAGGCAGUGCUUCUUCUGAUGUUACUUGCGCCACUGCUACUGAAGUGACAGACACUGGGGUCCCUUCCUCAUCCCCAAGUCUCACAACAAAGACAGUUAUCCCUGCCACCAUCAUGGCAACAGCUACCUCAAUGAAUCAAUACAGCAUUCACACUCAAGAAAUCACAUCCUUGAGUGUCCCAUCUUUUGUCUCUAGACAGUCAAUGACUACCUCAGCACCGUCAGCAUCAGCUGAACAUUAUUACAGUGGCAUGGUUGCACUUCUCUUCACUGCGUUUAUCCUGCUGAUCAUCUGUUUUGCGCUGAUUUUCAAGUUGGCUGCAGGACUGUGUUUGAAGCAAUUGAAGAAACCGAUUGCCCGAGCAGACACUGUGUGUAGAAGACCAGUGGAGGAGAGUGGAGAUAAGAGCUGCUCCUCUCUAGUCAGCUCCACUGAAUCAUCACAUAUGCUUGAGGAUGUGUAGCUAGGAUUCAGCACAUUGCCCCCCACCCCUCCUCUGAUUUGGUACACGGUUGUCUGCUGCUUUGUCUGAUAGGAAUAAUGUUAUGAAUGAAGUUGGUGAAUGCUGAGACCACAACAAUGGAAAUGUGUUACUCUGGGGCCCCCCUAUGAAAACAAGUGAAAGCAAACCAAACAAACUACUACUACAGAGGGGUGUGACCUGUUUUGUUUGAUAUUUUCAGUUUGUCUCAAGUAUAAUGUUAAUACCACUUACCAAUGUAGAUUACAUGGAAAAUAUGGGGAUCACAUUUGAUCCAAGGUGUAGAUCUAUAGAUCAUUCUACGAUACAGUUAAAUGCAAUGACUUUACUAACUUUUCGUCAUCUGUCUUUUUUUGAAAAAAUACCAUGGGGCCUUUGACAUGUCUGAGAUUUUUUUUUUUCAAGCUCUUUGUUUGAUCUGCCUGUGUGCUCAUAUGCCCACAUAAGUUUAAGUGAUGUAUGGUUCUUUUGUAAGGAGCCUUUGAAAAGAUUAGUAAUUAUGUUAAUGUUUGUGAUUUCAUGUUCAUGAUUAAGUCAGUCCAUUUUUAUGCAUUUUGAUUAUAAUCUUUGUCAAUCCCAAUUGUGUGAAAAUUAAUUUUAGUAAAUACCUAUAGGAAAAAGCUGUUAAUGACUCCACACAGUUUUCAAUGCAUGACAGCACAUUAUGUAUGCACAGUGGAACUCCACAUGAGGUCAGGCUAUUGGGUACAAUUUGUUCCCCUAAACGCAGAACACUGCCUUCGCAGGGCCCCACACAGUGUAGAUGCAGCAUUUAGCUUGCAGAGAGAGUGAGACAGGUUUCAGCUCUCGGUUUAAUAAUAGGGAUUUCCCCCUCCCGCUGGAAACAACCAUGGCGGCCCUCUUUUUCCUGUGCUUCUGUGAAAUCACGUUGACACCUGACAACAACCUUAAACUGUGACCCAACAGAAUGAGAGAUAGAAUGAAGACUUUGUUUUUGAUGUGAA
This is a messenger RNA of Alosa sapidissima (American shad), 1964 nucleotides long. RefSeq names its product tumor necrosis factor receptor superfamily member 10C. Gene Ontology annotation, molecular function: cytokine binding; signaling receptor activity. Gene Ontology annotation, cellular component: external side of plasma membrane. The record is from RefSeq and is a predicted model, not a curated record. Gene Ontology annotation, biological process: regulation of cell population proliferation. Lineage: Eukaryota; Metazoa; Chordata; Actinopteri; Clupeiformes; Clupeidae. The transcript has 8 exons. Bases 85 to 981 code for a protein of 298 amino acids.